UUAUUGUGGGCCGCUUCGUUACCGAGUGUUUUAAAUACACAGAAAUUCUUACAAACUUUUUAUUCUUUAUUUAAAAUGUCACGUUUUAUUUAAUGUACUUGAUAUGUCGGCGUUUGUGAACUCCAGUCCGUCUCCUCCAUCUAUUCCAAAACCGAAGAGCCGGAGUUUGAAGGGACUCAGUCACUCAGUCACAGCCGUGAAUGAAAACACUGUAGCAGCUAAGCUUCCUGAAAUAAAAGACAGAUCAUCAGUGAGUGAAAAUGUCCAGCCACCGUUCCCUUCACUGCAAAAUAACCAAAAUGACUUCAUACCAGACGAGAUUCUCAGCAGUCUCACUUCAAAUCUAUGCACCCGUGACAGACUGGAGCCAUCAAAGAUCAGCAGAACCCCCAAACACCUAAAGGUUGGUGGAUUACGUGCACCAGAUGCUGUUUGGCAUCAUUACAUCGGUCGCAAGAAAUACCAGUACUUUCUAGACCAGCCAGUGUCGCUGUCUGGUGCUGGCAGGGAUAUAUCCUUUCUGUGUGACACCUCGGCAGCUCAGAAGCAGAAAAUCUCCCUCCCACCCAUGCCCGACAGUGACACCACUCCAUCUCAAGAUCCUAAAACAAGAGAAACAUUAAUCCCAACUGAAUACCACAUAGUUAAAAAGAAAGGAGUGAAACCACUGCAGCUGUAUGAUGACAAAUUUACAGUUUUGUUACAAGACGAUGAUAACAAACUCAGUGUGUUUCCAUCCAUGAAACCCAGUGGACGACUGGAGGCAGUGCAGUUGAUGAGACUGAUGGAUGAUAUGCUGGAGAAAGCAGGUAUCAAUCAAGAGUUUGAGGAGCUCACAGGUCUCUCACAGAUGCAGGAACUGUUAGAGUUGGUUCAAGUGGAGCAGAAAAUCUAUAACAUUGUGUUCCAUGAGCUGAUCCGCCAAGUCAGCGUGGAGUGUGCUGAAAGGGGCCAGCUGCUAGCUAAACUCAGGCAGAGAUACGCGGCUUUGCUGGACCGAAUUCCCCGUCAGCUGAGGGGGCUGCACACAGAGACCCUGGCACAGAAAGCCCUGGACUGGCGGCUGACAGAAGAGAUCAUCUGCUUCAAAAAAUCUGUUGCACAUCUUACUGAGGAGCUGAGUGAGUUGAGGGAACAUGAUGUGCAGGUGGUCAAACAGACUGAGAAGAGUCAGGAGGAACUAGCUAAAGCACUGGAGCAAUCACAGCGCAACUCUGAUAUGGUUGGAGAGUUCCACCAUCUCUACGAGCUGCAGAGACAAAGGCUGGAAAAGCAAGUAGCUUCACUGACCGAAGAGAAGGACCUGUGGAGCAAGAUCACAUACAGUCUCGCUCUCAAGGUCAUUAAUGUGAACAACCUGCAGCUAGUCAGCAGGCUUCACGUUAGUGAGCAGACGUGGAAUGCGACUGCAGAACACUUCAUCAUUGUCCUGACAGCAAAGGACUCAGAGGAGCUGAAUCAGAUCAUGGAGCUGACAGAUGAGUGGAAAGAACAGCUGAGCAGUUUCAUGGAGAACCGCAGACUGACUGAGAGAAAGCAAUGUGAGGGCAUCAGGUCCAUCCAGACAGGCAUUAGCACAUGGAAGAAGUUCUUUGAGACUACCAGGAACCCUGAUGCAAAAUCUGAAACGAUUUCAGAGGAGAAGCUAUUUAAUGACUUAAAGCAGUGGUCAAAGGUUUUGACUGUGCAGUGUGAACGAUAUGGAGGUGAAGACCUUCUCUCAGGUCAAGAGACACUAAAAACAUUGGUGCAGCUUCAGGAGUCAUGGGAGGAGCUGUUUCUGCAGCUUUUCAGGAGACAUUCAGGACCAGAUGGAGAGCCACCGCAGGGUCAGGCAGCAAUGAGGGAACUAUGUCAUACUGUCACCGAACUCCAUAAGCAGUUGGGGACCCGUAUUAAUGGGGAAAGUGGCAUUCAUAAACAAUUGAUGACUCUGGUUGAAGUAAUGGAUUUCUGGACCAACAAACUGAAGUCUCUCAUUGGAUCUCCUAAUACUUUGCCUCAUUCUGAUGCAUUGAAGCUUGAGGAGGAUCUGUGUAGAUGUUUAACACUAGCUGAGGAGGCCAUUCUGAAUGUAGAUUGCUCCCAGCCAGAGAGUGAGAAGAUAGAGCAGAAGCCGCAUUCCCAGUUUGAAACUGAUGAUGUGCUGGAGAAGCUGAGAGAGUUCCUGACCUCUCAGAACAACUUCUUUGAGUGUGAGAACUUCACACUUGGUGAGAAGGUCAGGUCCUUGCACAAACUGAGGAUCCAUUGGAUGGUGGAUCUCUUGCUGCUGAUGGUGCCGGAUUGCUGCAAUACAGAGGAGCACCGUCUAUCACCAGACACAGAGUUUUAUUCUAAUAAGGAGGCAUCUCCUCAAAAGCUGGAGGAAGAUGCAAGAAACCUCGCACAGAAAUCAGACUACCUAUCCAAGUACAUCAUAAGCUCUUGCCAUAACAUCGUUGAGGAAAUGAUCCAGAGAAACACGGCACAGGAUGAAGUGGUGUAUGAACUUUACCAGCUCAAAAAACUUGAGAAUGAGUGUAGUGAGUGGGCUGAUGUCUGUAGGAUCGUGCUAUCGGAUUUGCCGGGGUUUCCUGUGGAGCUGCAGCUGUCUGAGAACGCUGUUUCUAUCCAUCCCGGAUCCUCCCGCAGUGGAGAUAUCAAACCAAAAUGUCCUGCAGAGGCCAAGGAUGACGAGAAAGCAGAUGGAACUAAUGAACAGGUGGAGGUGAAAAGGACAGAAACGAUCACAGACAAUGAAAAGAAAGGUUUCGUACUAAAGCUUAUAGGUCAUGAUGGAUACAUCACUGAACAGAUCAUUGGAGAUGAGAUGGUGCAGCUCCCUGGGACCAGUGAUCUGGUGACGCGACCGCAGAGUGAGAACGCACAGCAUGCCUUCAGUGCUCUGGCUACUGUACGGGUUCUUCAGCAGGAGCUACUAGCUGUAGAGACUCGGGCUAUAAGGGCUGAGGAGAGGGCUAUGAAAGCAGAGGAUGCCCUGCAGGGGGCUCUGGAAAAAAUCUAUGAGCUGGAACGUAAUCUACCUCAAGAAACCAGUCCAGAAACUACAGUGAGCAAGAAGUCUGCAUCACCAGUUGCUAAUACAGAACCCACAUCUGAACCCAGAGAGGUGAGCCAGAAGCCAAUGCCCAGCCCCAAACCCCCUACAGGCAGCAAGAAACACUAAACCAACAGAAGAUAUUAAAGUUACCGGUGAUCUCUGUGUAGUUUUAAUAGGAGGAUUAAAGUAAUAAAACCAUUUAAAAAAACAA
Messenger RNA from Trichomycterus rosablanca, 3254 nucleotides. It is a transcript of the gene axdnd1, whose product is annotated as axonemal dynein light chain domain containing 1. The record is from RefSeq and is a predicted model, not a curated record. Lineage: Eukaryota; Metazoa; Chordata; Actinopteri; Siluriformes; Trichomycteridae.